AUGUGCGCUUCUCAUUGGGAAGAAAUAGUUCAUACCAAAGAGAUUUUGGCAGGUCAUCCGUUGGUCACAGGUGGAUGGCGAGGUGUAUUAUACGCCAGGAAUUGCCAGGAACCACACUUGGUACCGGUGCCCUUGAUGAUCGGAAUUGAGGAAAUGAAAUCGACAGAUGAUCUGUAUACAUGCCAAUGGGUCAACGAAUAUGGCAGAGACCUUCCUGCUAUCAUACAGCCAAGGCGCAAUCGGCUGACUAUUCAAAACCAUCCACACAGCAAAUGUGCGCUGCCUUGGACAUUAGAGAUUUGUACAGAAUCAAAGACUACGAGCCUGCAUAACAAUCUGCUGGCAUUACUUGCUCAAAACGGACAGAUUCAUCCACUACUAGAAAAAGCACCAAUCGGAAACAUCUUGGUCCUAAAACAGGGCAAAACAGACGCAAACGAAGUGCAGGAUGUGAAUCGUGCUGACAUUGCGCAGAUUACAGAUGUCAUUGUAAGUAAUCGUUGGAUUGAGGCCUUUGUGACGAAGGCAGAAAAGGAGUAA
Messenger RNA from Suillus discolor, 540 nucleotides. RefSeq lists its product as uncharacterized. The record is from RefSeq and is a predicted model, not a curated record. The coding region runs from base 1 to 540 and encodes 179 amino acids. Lineage: Eukaryota; Fungi; Basidiomycota; Agaricomycetes; Boletales; Suillaceae. The transcript has 3 exons.